Messenger RNA from Symbiodinium pilosum, 2700 nucleotides. NCBI's taxonomy places the organism in Eukaryota, Dinophyceae, Suessiales, Symbiodiniaceae. The record is from the annotation of a GenBank genome assembly.
GCCCAGGGCUUCGGACUGCUGGAGGAGGCGCGGCCCCCGCACCAGCUGCCGGCGCCGAAGCGUUUGGCGACGGAGUCGGAAAGCUCGAAAGUUGGCUUCCGCCACCUCUUCGUGGCCAUGGCCCUGGUGCGGAUGAUGGCGCUGUGCGCCUCCGCGUACUUCUGCUGCCAAUAUCUGGUCCGCUAUGGCCCGGCAGUGCAACAGGCCCUGCCCGCGUGGAUCUUGCGCCUUCUCGUCGUCAAGACCAUGCCAGCAGAGCAAACCUGGAGUCAAGCCCUCAGCCUCUCGGCGCCGUACGGGGUUCUCGUGGUCGUCUUCGCCCACGACCUCCUCCGUUGCAAGCCCUGCCAAGAGCAGAAGAAGAUGACCCUUUCGCAGCUACUUUUUGAGCGCCUCUUCGGUGUCCACGGGUGCUACCACACGUUCAAAGUAGCCGCGCUGCAGCUGCUCACAAUCUUACUGCAGGCCUGCGGUAAAUUGAGGUUGCUGGCAGGCAUCGUGACAUUUGCCAUGCAGCAAGAAAUAAAGAUGCUGUCAGCCCUACAGCUUGCCUUUUGGUGCUUUUGGUCCAUGCUUGCCCUGAAUGCCCUCUAUCCGACAGUGCUUUUUCUCUUUCCUGGUGCCGCCUGGGCUCGCUACGGUGCAGCCGUCAUGGACGUGAUCUUAGACUUGGGGUAUAUGCUCAGCUACAUGAUACUCGUGGACGCUUGGGCUGCAAUGCAUCGGGGGGCGGAGGUACUUGGGAUCUCCGAGCUGGACAUGGAGACGUCUGUCACAGGGAACUUUGGAGAUCUGUCGGAGCUUAGCUUUAGCAACAGCAUCAGCCCAGCAUUUGCUUUCCCUUCGGACAUCCUCCAGUUCCUGGCGGUCUACAUGAGCAUUGCCCACAUCUGCUGCGCCUGCCGUUCUCUCGAAAGGCUCAAGCUUGCACUUCAUCUGUAUAUUCAGCUUCCGUGCAAGUUUAAGCUGGAAAGGAGCCUUGGCCAGAAGCAGCACUGGGACAAGCGCACCGGCUUCGGAAAAGCGCAUCUCCAGUCUUGGCGCUUUGGGCUUGCCGGGCGAUGCCUGACCUUGGUCUACUCCCCAGCGCUGCUGCUUCUCCUGAUUUCGUUCCUCACCUCGCAUGAUUUCUACCCUGGUCACGCCGGCGACUUCAGCUGCUUCCCCUGCCGCUGCUCCCAGGAGCACCUUGAGCGUUGGAAGGUCACCGAGGGGUCCUGCACCCUGCACGAGAACGGCUGCAUCACCAGCACCAAUUAUCCCUUUCUUUAUCCGAAACCCGACACGUGCACCAUCCAGGUCCACGAAGGCAACACCUGGCACAUCCAGGUGGAAGAUUUCGCGACGCAAGAUGGUGAUGACACGUUGAGUGUCAAUGGUGUCGAGUACAGCGGCGUCGGCUCCUACAAGGGUCCAGGCGGCAUCGUGCCAAGGGGGAACAUCGAGUGGCGGGCCGCCGCCCAGCUGCAUUUAGGGGUCACGGUGGAAGAUCUGCCUGCGCCCGGCCGUGCGGCUGGAAAGCUGUGGGUUGGCAGCGGUGCAGCAGGGCUCCGACAACCGGCGCUGGCCGUUACUGGCUUCGACGACAUUGCCGAGGACGCCUUCGACUUGCUUGGCUGUGACUUAAAGCGCCUCUCCCUUACGAACAUCAGUAUGACCUCGCUGCCACCCAAGCGCUUCCGGCACCUCGCUUGCCUACAAGCCCUCGAUCUUGGCAAAGGACACCUGACCAACAUGGAUGACGAGGCCUUCAAAGGGCUAACAGAGCUUCGGCUCCUUUCACUCAGCGAGAACAGGCUCUUCAACCUUUCGACUCAGCUUCUGCAACCGCUGCGACACCUGGAGCAGCUAUACUUAGGUGGCAAGACGGGCGACCGCGGACAAGUAAUUGUGAUCGGGAACAAUCUGCUGAGUUUGCCGGACGGCGCCUUCGCCCAGCUCCACCGCCUCCGAGUCCUCGACCUCGGCAGCAAUAAGCUCCACGACCUCUCCAACAGCACCUUCGAAGGGCUGACCUCUCUGCAGGAGCUAAGUUUGCCCAUGAACAGGCUCACAGAGCUCCCGGAGGGGAUCUUUCAAGGGUUGAGCUCUGUGCAGGAGCUGGAUUUGCGCGGAAAUUUGCGCUCGUACGAGCUGGGUGCGCCCUCUCUGCAGAAGCUGGACUUGCAAAUGACCAAGCUGGCAGAGCUUCCGGAACGGAUCUUUGUUGGCUUGAGCUCCCUGCAGGAGUUGGAUUUGCGCUGGAACGAGCUGGCAGAGCUCCCAGGAACGAUCUUCCAAGAUUUGAGCUCUAUGCAAAAGCUGGAUUUGUUCGGCAACAAGCUGGAAGCGCUCCCAGAGGUGAUCUUCCAAGAUUUGACCUCUCUGCAGAAGCUGGGUUUGUCCAUGAACAAGCUGGAAGCGCUCCCGCAGGUGAUCUUCCAAGGUUUGACCUCUCUGCAGAAGCUGGAUUUGUCCUUCAACAAGCUGGAAGCACUCCCGGAAGUGAUCUUCCAAGAUUUGAGCUCCCUGCAGAAGCUGGAUUUGCAAAAGAACAAGCUGGCAGAGCUUCCGGAAGAAAUCUUCGUUGGCUUGAGAUCCCUGCAGGAGUUGAAUUUGUGCUGGAACGAGCUGACAGAGCUCCCGGAGGGGAUCUUCGUUGGCUUGAGCUCUCUGCAGAAGCUGGAUUUGUCCAUCAACAAGCUGGAAGCGCUCCCGGAA